Molecule: messenger RNA, 1385 nt
Organism: Theobroma umbraticum
Lineage: Eukaryota; Viridiplantae; Streptophyta; Magnoliopsida; Malvales; Malvaceae
Cellular component (GO): mitochondrial outer membrane
Molecular function (GO): ATP binding; ATP hydrolysis activity
Source: RefSeq, a predicted model, not a curated record
ACGCAUAGACUUCCUUCUCGUUUCUGCUUCCUUAUUCGCGAGUACCGACCAAGUUAACCAAAUUAAAGCCUAUUCCCUUUCCUUCAUUGCUAAGUACUUUCUUCGAAGCGAAAACCUCUUCGUCUUCUAUAUUAAAACCUAAAUACUAUUAUUAAUAAGAUUUUUACGAUAUAUAAUAUACUGAAAAAAUAAAUUAUAUGUGAAAGAUGGGUUCAUCGUCGUCGGAGACAAAGUUCCUGCAAGAACUGAUUUUGUACGCUGCCAGCGCCGCCCUUAGUUGCUUGGUCCUCUUCGCGGGGCUCCGACACCUCGACCCCAACCGGGAGGCUUCUAAAAAGGCACUCGAGCAGAAGAAGGAAAUUGCCAAGCGCUUGGGUCGUCCUUUAAUUCACACCAAUCCCUACGAGGAUGUAAUAGCAUGUGAUGUGAUAAAUCCUGAUCACAUUGAUGUGGAAUUUGAGUCUAUUGGAGGAUUAGAAUCCAUCAAGCAGGCUCUCUACGAACUAGUGAUUCUUCCAUUGCGGAGACCAGAGCUGUUUACACAUGGAAAGCUUCUUGGUCCUCAAAAAGGGGUUUUGUUAUAUGGACCCCCAGGUACUGGAAAGACCAUGCUUGCUAAAGCCAUUGCAAAGGAGUCUGGAGCUGUUUUUAUAAAUGUGAGGAUUUCAAAUCUGAUGAGCAAGUGGUUUGGUGAUGCACAGAAACUUGUGGCCGCCGUGUUUAGCUUGGCUUAUAAACUCCAGCCUGCUAUUAUAUUCAUUGAUGAGGUUGACAGUUUUUUAGGACAGCGUCGUAAUACAGAUCAUGAAGCAAUGACAAACAUGAAGACUGAGUUCAUGGCUUUAUGGGAUGGUUUUACUACUGAUCAGAAUGCACGAGUUAUGGUUCUUGCUGCAACAAAUCGUCCUUCAGAACUAGAUGAAGCCAUACUCAGGCGUCUUCCCCAGGCUUUCGAGAUUGGAAUACCUGAUCGCAGUGAGAGGGCUGAGAUACUGAAGGUGAUUUUGAAGGGUGAGAAGGUUGAAGAGGGCAUCAACUUUGACUUCAUAGCCAGUUUGUGUGAAGGUUUCACAGGUUCAGAUCUUCUUGAACUCUGCAAGAAAGCAGCAUACUUUCCUAUCAGGGACUUACUAGAUGAUGAGAAGAAAGGAAAGCCGUCUGGAGCUCCAAGGCCAUUAUCACAGACUGAUUUGGAGAAAGUACUUUCCACAUCGAGGAAGACCGGGGUUGCUGCAAAUGAAUAUACCAGGUUAAGUUCACAGUUAUCUGGAUGGUCAAGGCAGAAAGAAUCAGAUGAUUAUCAGGUUCAAGCUGCAAUCAAUGAACUCUCGAAGCUUGUAGUUUUUCAAAUUGUUAACCUUCAAUCAGAUUCUCAGGAUGCCUGA